Molecule: messenger RNA, 1001 nt
Organism: Photinus pyralis (common eastern firefly)
Lineage: Eukaryota; Metazoa; Arthropoda; Insecta; Coleoptera; Lampyridae
Exons: 5
Coding region: 427-849 (140 amino acids)
Source: RefSeq, a predicted model, not a curated record
UUAUACAAACUAAUUGCCUAAGCGCCAAUAGAAAUCUAGUCUUGUUUACCGACUGCGAACCUUGAUUUUAACAAUUUCGCAAACAGUGUAAAAAACUCCGAUUAGAAAUGAAACUAUUUUCGUCGUGGAAAGUAGUUUUGAGAACCGACGCGUUGUAGGUAGUCGUCUCCUGCUCUGCAAGGUGAUUAAGGGUACUCCGAAGAUCAUUUUGAGAUAUUCGCGCGUCGUGGGGAUUGCACGCAAAUGCCCGUCCCAAGUUAGAUGAACUUGAAAAGAUCAUCUUCGGCGGUUAAUCGAUGAGUCAUUCCGUAUCAAUCUACAUCAUAUCCUCGACAGUCCAUUAUCACAGCGAUAAAAAAAACCUUUAUCGGUUAGUAGCACUGGGAACCUACAACCGCUGUCAAUAAAAUACCACCAACUGAAAUAAUGACGAGAAAGUAUACGUGUACUACUUUAAUGGUCAUUCUGCUAUUGAUUCACGCAAGGACAUGUUUUGGCCUGCGAUGCUACAAAUGCGACUCCCAAGAGAUCGACGGAUGCCUCAAGUACACCAAACCCAAGAACUACACGUGCGGAAGUAAAAUGAGCUACUUCAGACAGGUCUGCGAGUAUAGCGUUUUGUACGAUACGGAGAAGAAGAUACACCAGGUGCACAGCGGAUGCGAGCUGAUAAACGAGAAAGAUCCCGUUGACACCAGCUUGGUUAGGAGUUGCAUCGACACCCCGAGCAAUAUUCAAGUGGUCGAGUGCAGAGUGUGCGAUAGGGACUUGUGCAAUUCGGCGAGUGGGGCAAAUGUCUCCUGGUUUGUUUAUUUCGUCAUGAUUUAUGCAAUGAGUUCAUUGAGGUGAAUAUUGUGUGCUGUAACGAUUUGAACUCUGAACUCUGAGGUGGUCAUUCUGAAUCGAUAGUACAAUUGUCUCUUUGCGUGUCACUUUGCAAUAAUGCUGUAGGUAUAUCGUUCUUAUAAUGAAAGUGUAAAUUAUCCAAUAAAUAGGUACAA